Molecule: messenger RNA, 1677 nt
Organism: Arachis duranensis
Lineage: Eukaryota; Viridiplantae; Streptophyta; Magnoliopsida; Fabales; Fabaceae
Product: protein unc-13 homolog
Exons: 8
Coding region: 108-1547 (479 amino acids)
Molecular function (GO): acyltransferase activity, acyl groups converted into alkyl on transfer
Source: RefSeq, a predicted model, not a curated record
AAUAUUCUCCAGCUUGAUACUUAUUUGGACUGCUGUCUAAUGCUUGCAGGUGAUUAACUUAAGAGGAGCUGAAUAGAUGUGAUGAGCCGUGCUAUGCUGGUGUACCCAUGUCUUCUAUUAUCGAACAAGGUUUUGGUGUGGGUGAUGUUAUCUGUCUUUUGUGGUUCAAACGCAGCCUUCCUCGCUAUUGCACUCAAUUUAUUGAGAUAUACAUCAUUCUAUGUGCCGACCAUGGUCCUUGUGUUUCUGGUGCUCACAAUGCCAUAGUGACAACAAGGGCUGGGAAGGGCCUUGUCUCUUGUCUUGUAUCAGGUUACUUACAAUCGGUCCACGAUUUGGGGGUGCUGUUGAUGAUGCUGCUCGCUACUUCAAGGAUGCUUGUGACAGGUACUGUCAGGGUGUUGCUGAGGGCUGGUAAGCUAGAAAAGACUUUGGUCCAAAUGAUGGUUGAAGGUUCCCUCGAGGGAGAAGAAAAGGCAAAAACAAUAGUAAAAGAGAUAAUGCUUUAUGAAGUUGAUAAAAUCAUAUGGAACCUAUUGACAAAAUGGAUACAUGAAUCGUUGCACAAGGGCAAAGAGGCUUUGCAAAAUGGAAAGGAAGCAGAGACAUGGAAUCCAAAGUCCAAAGCAAAGCCGAUUGCACAAUCUGCUGUAGAGCUAGUGAAAUUGGCCAAGACUAUUAUGGAGCAAUUUUUCCAGAAUCCAAUUGGAAUUACUGAAGAUAUUGUUCAAGAACUUGUCAAUGGACUAGAAAAUCUCUUCCAAGACUAUAUAAUGUUUGUUUCAGCAUGUGGUACAAAACAAAGCUAUGUUCCCGUGAUUCCUUCACUGACAAGAUGCAACCGAAAUUCAAAGUUCAGUAUGUUCUUGAAGAAAGGAUGUCAAUGCGGUGGUGGUGGUUCAUUGAAGGCAGAUCACAUAAGUAAUGCAACAAAAGAAGGUCAUAAUCCUAGGCCAUCGAGUAGUCGUGGCACACAAUGCCUCUACAUUCGUCUCAACACCUUAUUCUAUCUCCUGACCCAUAUCAACUCCCUUGAAAAAACACUCUCUCAAAACCUUGUUGUACUUCCUUCAACUCGCCAUCCUUAUGGAAACUUUCACAGGAGUUACAACAAUGGUUCUUAUUUUGAAAAAGUACUUUCCUCCCUUCCAACAACAUGCCAAUACAUGGCAGAAGUGGCUGCCUACCAUCUCAUAUUCCUUGACUCCGACUCAAUUUUCUAUGAGAGCCUCUAUGUUGGCGAUACAGCCAAUGCUAGAAUUAGGCAUGCAUUGAGAACCUUGAAGCAAAAUAUCACACUGAUGACCACGCUUCUAACAGAUAAAGCUCAAUUAUUAGCAUUGAAAGAAGUCAUGAAGGCAUCAUUCGAAGCAUUCCUAAGGGCAGUUCCUAAAUUAGAUUACCACAUUGUGAGCAAGGAUUUUGAGAGCUUGAAUCGUAUUUUCUGCUUGUGUCGAGAAGGACUAAUAGCAGAAAGUGUGAUGGACAUAGAGGCUGCAAUAGUUGAAGCAACCAGGACAACCACAGAGUUCUCAAAUGCAAGAUGAUUCUGAUGAUCUUGGGUUGGGUAGGUUAUUUACUUUAAUUUGAAUAUUUUGUAUUAUUGAUGGAUUGCAAUUUAAACAAAUAUAAGUCUAAGUUUAGUUAUUUAUCUUGUCUUGAGUUUUUAGGUUAGAA